AUGUCGACCAUGAAGCCUUCAGUCGUGGAGGAGGAAUCCCACGUGAACCAAGCACCAGUCAAGAAGAGCUUCGGUGCGCGUCUCGCCGCCCAUUUCAAGAAAUGGUGGUGGGUGCACUUGAUUAUAUUCAUCGCCUGUUUCCUAAUUAUCCUCCUGCCGAUUGUCUACGUCGCCUAUCCUAAGAUCGCACAAAGUGCCGUCAACGACUCGACCCUCGAUAUUACCGAGAUGAUCAUCAGCAACCCAACGCCCGAGUCCUUCCAGCUUGAGCAGAGGCAAGUCCUCGGCACGCACAGCUCUUACCACCCCGAGAUCUACUCUUUCGAUUCUGAGGUCUCGUUGGCCGGAGCGGACUCAUUCGCUCAUGUUACUGUCCCGGCUGUGAAGUCGAAGGAUGGCGCUGAGAUUCACUUCGAGCAGAAGGUUAAUUUGACCGAUGCCCCUGCGUUCACGGAGUAUACUACUGCUGUUAUGUUGAAUGAGGAGGUUUCGUUGAAUAUUUAUGGAAGACCUGGACUGAAGGAGGGUGGUCUGCCUAAGACCACGGUUACUUAUAACAAGACUGUUGUUAUGAAGGGUUUGAACGGAUUGAAGGGUUUCAAUGUACCCGAGUUCUUCAUCGUCUACCCACCCAAGAACGGCAUUGGAAUGAACGGCACCGUCGUUAUCCCCAAUGCCUCGGUCAUGACCAUCACAAUGGGCAACGUAACCCUGGAUCUCAAACUGAACGGCAAACCAAUCGGACAGACCUUCCUGAACGACCUAGUCCUCAAGCCAGGCAACAACACCGUGCCAAUGCUGGGCGCAGUUGACCAAGCCACCAUCAUCACCCUGCUCCUGUCAAAGGACAAUCCCUACAAAGACGGCGUUCUUCCCUUCGACAUCACCGGAAACGCGACCUCAUACAACGGAAAGGAACUGCCGUAUUUCACCAAGGCCCUCGCUGCAAAUAAAAUGAGGGUCGAGUUGGAUGUUCGUGCUGCACUGAAGGUUGCCGGAGUUGAUCUUGAUAAGUUAGCUUGA
This is a messenger RNA of Penicillium vulpinum, 1023 nucleotides long. Its product is annotated as DUF3712 domain-containing protein. NCBI's taxonomy places the organism in Eukaryota, Fungi, Ascomycota, Eurotiomycetes, Eurotiales, Aspergillaceae. Bases 1 to 1023 code for a protein of 340 amino acids. The transcript is spliced from 4 exons. The record is from RefSeq and is a predicted model, not a curated record. Gene Ontology annotation, cellular component: fungal-type vacuole membrane.